CCAGUGCCGGGGCCACUAAAUCACUAAACAGAAAGCAUAUUUGGGCCGCAGUGAACGCGGCAAGCCGAAAAAACCAUUGAACAGGGAAGGUAGAGUAGACGCAGAAAACCGCCCGCGAUCACACCCGGCCUCAAGAUCCCCCAGACGCGCGACAACGCUCAGAGCGGCCCGAAAGCGCGCGGCCCGGAGCUGAGGCCCCCUCCCCGGCGACCCGAGGAAGACGGGCGCCCGCGCCCGCCCCGGGAGUCCGUGUGACCCGCAGCCCCGUGAACUGUGACCCGCUCCCGCCCCGCGGCACUCCGGCUCGGCGGGCGGCGCUUUCUCGCGCUCGGGGGUGGGGCGGUCGCAGGCAGUGCGGGCAGCGGCCUGAGGAAGAUGGUGUCCUGCUAGGCGCCCCGGGGCGCUUCCUGAGGAACUCGUGGGCCUCCACCACCAGACGGCCGCUCCAGCCCUCGCCCUGCACAGGUAGGAAGCCGGGACCCCCGAGUUUCCACAUCCGACGACCGAAGCCUGGCUCAGUAUGCUACGGAACUUUUAACAAAUGUUUAAGGGAAGAACGCCGAAAGCGCGAGGCUGACUCUCCGUCUCCUCGCAGCGACCAAAUGAGGUCGCACAGCCGGCGCGUGUUCUGCUCUUUCACCUUCACCCAGUCUUCGUCGUAUACGGGCCUGCCCCUUUAAGAGCGUGACGGACAAUUAUUUCAGCCUAUCGACGUCUUUGUUAGUAUCCAAUCAGAUUUGAACUUCUUUCAGCGGCCUGAGGAGGAGUUCGGAGGAGGUUAUCGCAAGAGGUGUGCUUUUUCUCUCGCGAGAUCGCUGUGAGUCGGCUUCUCGAAGGAAAAAAAAAAAAAAACCAUUCCAGAGCAGAUGGUCCGACUUCCCAAAUAGGAUGUAAAAGGACAGAGUCACGAGCCAAUGAAAGGCAUGAGGAGGUGGGCUCACUGGUUUCAGCGCGCAAGAAGUACCGUUACAGGGCAGACUUUUUGUCCAAUCAACGCCGCCAGACUUUGGGUCAGAUGACCAUAGAGUGGAGAGGGGUGGAGCUACAGCCUGGCGCGAGGAACCGUUAAGAUGGACAACAAAUAUGACCAAUGAGGUGCCCUGACUUGGCGUUUGGCGACCAAUAACAGUGGUUGGGCGGGCGCCUUCCCGGAGCGCGGGGAGAUGUAAAGACAGACAAAUAGUUUUCCCAAUGAGACUGUAGACGAGAGGAGCUGAUAGACCAAUGAGGAGUGCGGGGCGGGAUCCUUUGCCGCGGCGGAGUCCAAAAUGGCGGCGUGCGGUUCCGCUGUGUGAAACGAGCGCGGGGCGGCGGGUUAAUCAGCUCCGCGGAGACGACCUCCGGCGACCCACAACAAUGAAGGGAAAAGAGCGCUCGCCGGUGAAGCCCAAACGCUCCCGUGGUGGUGAGGAGUCGACUUCGCGUGGGGAGCGGAGCAAGAAGUUAGGGGGUUCUGGCGGCAGCAAUGGGAGCAGCAGUGGGAAGACCGAUAGCGGCGGCGGGUCGCGGCGCAGCCUUCAUCUGGACAAGUCCAGCAGCCGAGGAGGCAGCCGUGAAUAUGACACUGGCGGGGGCAGCUCCAGUAGCCGCUUGCAUAGUUACAGCUCCCCGAGCACCAAAAAUUCCUCGGGCGGGGGCGAGUCGCGCAGCAGCUCCCGGGGUGGAGGCGGGGAGUCACGUUCCUCCGGGGCCGCCUCCUCAGCGCCUGACGGCGGGGAGUACAAAACCCUCAAGAUCAGCGAGUUGGGGUCCCAGUUGAGUGACGAGGCGGUGGAGGACGGACUGUUCCACGAGUUUAAACGCUUCGGCGAUGUCAGCGUCAAAAUCAGCCACCUCUCGGGUUCGGGCGGCGACGAGCGCGUUGCUUUUGUGAACUUCCGGCGGGCAGAGGACGCGCGGGCGGCCAAGCAUGCCAGAGGCCGCCUGGUGCUCUAUGACCGGCCGCUGAAGAUAGAGGCGGUGUAUGUGAGCCGGCGUCGCAGCCGCUCGCCGCUAGACAAAGACGCCUAUGGGCUGUCGUCCAGCCUAGCGGGGAUGUCGGUGAGCAGCCACCGGCAUGCCCCGGGCGGUGGCGGCGGCCAGCGGUCCCUUUCCCCGGGGGGCGCGGCUCUGGGCUACCGGGACUACAGGCUGCAGCAGUUGGCACUUGGCCGCCUGCCUCCGCCCCCGCCGCCCCCAUUGCCCCGAGAGCUGGAGAGGGAGCGCGACUACCAGUUCUACGAUCGAGUGCGCCCCACUUACAGCCUGGAGCCCCGGGUGGGCGCCGGAGGCGGCGCGGCACCUUUCCGUGAGGUGGAUGAGAUCUUGCCGGAGGACGACCAGCGAGCUAACCGGACGCUUUUCCUGGGUAACCUCGAUAUCACUGUGACCGAGAGUGACUUACGGCGGGCUUUUGACCGCUUUGGCGUCAUCACUGAGGUAGACAUCAAGCGACCUUCGCGGGGCCAGACGAGCACCUAUGGCUUUCUCAAAUUUGAGAACCUAGACAUGUCGCACCGGGCCAAAUUGGCCAUGUCGGGCAAAAUUAUCAUUCGCAAUCCUAUCAAAAUUGGUUAUGGCAAAGCUACGCCCACCACCCGCCUUUGGGUAGGUGGCCUUGGACCUUGGGUGCCCCUGGCGGCUCUGGCUCGUGAGUUUGACCGCUUUGGUACCAUCCGCACCAUCGACUACCGCAAAGGUGAUAGUUGGGCGUAUAUCCAGUACGAGAGCCUGGAUGCAGCUCAUGCUGCCUGGACCCAUAUGCGGGGCUUCCCCCUGGGGGGCCCUGAUCGUCGCCUUAGAGUAGACUUUGCUGACACAGAACAUCGUUACCAGCAGCAGUAUCUGCAGCCUUUGCCCUUAACUCAUUAUGACCUGGUGACAGAUGCUUUUGGACAUCGGGCACCCGACCCUUUGAGGGGUGCUCGGGAUCGAACACCACCCUUACUGUACAGAGAUCGUGAUAGGGACCUUUAUCCUGACUCUGAUUGGGCCCCACCCCCACCCCCAGUCCGUGAGCGCAGCACGCGGACUACAGCUGCUGCUGUGCCUGCAUAUGAGCCUCUGGAUAGCCUGGAUCGCAGACGGGAUGGCUGGUCCUUGGACCGGGACCGAGGUGACCGAGAUUUGCCCAGCAGCAGAGACCAGCCCAGGAAGAGGAGGCUGGCGGAGGAGAGUGGGGGAAGGCAUUUGGAUCGGUCUCCUGAGAGUGACCGGCCCCGGAAACGCCACUGUGCGCCUUCACCUGACCGCAGCCCAGAACUAAGCAGCAGCCGGGAUCGCUACAACAGUGACAACGAUCGCUCUUCCCGCCUCCUCCUCUUGGAAAGGCCCUCUCCUAUCAGAGACAGAAGGGGUAGUUUGGAGAAGAGCCAGGGUGACAAGCGGGACCGUAAAAACUCUGCAUCAGCUGAACGGGAUAGGAAGCACCGGACAGCUGCUCCUACUGAGGGGAAAAGCCCUCUGAAAAAGGAAGACCGGUCUGAUGGCAGCGCACCCAGCACCAGCACGGCUUCAUCAAAGCUCAAGUCUCCUACCCAGAAACAGGACAGCGGGUCGGCCUCCACCGCUUCCGCCUCGCCAAAACUCUGUUUGGCCUGGCAAGGCAUGCUUCUGUUGAAGAACAGCAACUUCCCGUCCAACAUGCAUCUGUUGCAGGGUGACCUCCAAGUGGCUAGUAGUCUUCUUGUGGAGGGCACCACUGGCGGCAAAGUGGCCCAGCUCAAGAUCACUCAGCGUCUUCGUUUGGACCAGCCCAAGUUGGAUGAAGUAACUCGUCGCAUCAAAGUGGCAGGGCCCAAUGGUUAUGCCAUUCUUCUUGCUGUGCCUGGAAGUUCUGACAGCCGCUCCUCUUCAUCAGCCACAUCAGACACUGCCACCUCUACUCAGAGGCCACUUAGGAACCUUGUGUCCUAUUUAAAGCAAAAGCAGGCAGCUGGGGUGAUCAGCCUUCCUGUGGGGGGCAACAAAGACAAAGAAAACACCGGGGUUCUUCAUGCCUUCCCACCCUGUGAGUUCUCCCAGCAGUUCCUGGAUUCCCCUGCCAAGGCACUGGCCAAAUCUGAAGAAGAUUACCUGGUCAUGAUCAUUGUCCGUGGUUUUUCUUUUUUAACCUUGAGCUUUAAAAAAAAUUCCUCAAAGUUACAAAGUCAAAUUUUGGAAAAGUCAGAAUUUGGAAGAAAAAGCCCACUGACUAGAAAAAUGCAAAACUGGUGAACAGCAGAUGAAGACAUGGAAUUCAAAGCUCUAAUGGACCUUUUUGAAGAGAAGUUAUGGCUCAUGUGGAGUUUACAUGGGCCUCUUGAUGGAAGAAAGCUAAUCUGUUUAGUAUUUGUGCAUUUUACUAAAAUGGCAGCUUAAAGUUGUGUAUCUGCUAUUGUGAUGCCAAUGCCGGUGUUUUAAGUGGAAAAAAAAAUGACCUCUUUGCUUUUGUGCUGUGUACACAAGAUUUCUGGAAAAGUAAAGAAAAACCCUUUUUAUGGCUCACACAGCUUAAAAGUAGCUGUCACUCAAACGUGCGCUCACAGUUGAGCUGCUUUUGUUUUAUUCUAAAUAAAUUGUUUCUUUUGAGGAAAAUGUU
Sorex araneus (European shrew) is the source of this 4558-nucleotide messenger RNA. RefSeq names its product RNA binding motif protein 15 (gene RBM15). Gene Ontology annotation, biological process: regulation of alternative mRNA splicing, via spliceosome. Gene Ontology annotation, molecular function: mRNA binding. Gene Ontology annotation, cellular component: nucleus. The transcript has 3 exons. The coding region runs from base 1225 to 4194 and encodes 989 amino acids. The record is from RefSeq and is a predicted model, not a curated record. NCBI's taxonomy places the organism in Eukaryota, Metazoa, Chordata, Mammalia, Eulipotyphla, Soricidae.